Thyridium curvatum is the source of this 2904-nucleotide messenger RNA. RefSeq lists its product as uncharacterized. Lineage: Eukaryota; Fungi; Ascomycota; Sordariomycetes; Thyridiales; Thyridiaceae. The record is from RefSeq and is a predicted model, not a curated record. Bases 1 to 2904 code for a protein of 967 amino acids. Gene Ontology annotation, cellular component: cytoplasm. The transcript is spliced from 9 exons. Gene Ontology annotation, biological process: proteolysis; peptide catabolic process. Gene Ontology annotation, molecular function: peptide binding; zinc ion binding; metalloaminopeptidase activity.
AUGGGCCCGUGCGCUUUCAAGAACCGUUCUCCGCCCCCUUCAAUUCCCGCUUCUGAAGUCUAUGCCAACCAUCUCCCUACGGAGUACAUGUACGGACUCUGUUGCAACGCAGCCCAGAGGCAACCUACGAGAGUUCACCACGUUACUGCAAGAGUCUACAACCUACAAGAGUUUACCAACGUUACUGCAAGAGUCUACAACCUACAAGAGUUUACCAACGUUACUGCAAGAGUCUACAACCUACAAGAGUUUACCAACGUUACUGCAAGAGUCUACAACCUACAGGAGUUCACCAACGAUACCACAAGAGUCAACAACUUACACGAGUUCACCAACGAUACCACAAGAGUCAACAACCUACUUUGGAUGAUGGAAAAUAGUGACAGGAAACUUCUUGCUAACCCGGCUCGGCCUAUUGAGUACAGGCUACGCCUGGAGCCUAGCUUCGACGACGAUACAUUCAACGGUUCAGUCAACAUACUCAUAGAGACCUUCAAGCGAAUCGAGAAAAUCAAGUUGAACAGCUCCAAGCUUCAUCUUGAAUCGGUUUGUUACUCCUUGGCCUUUCUAGGAAAGACAGAAAAGAUAGGAGAGGAAGAUUGGUCACCGGCCCAGUACAGUUGUGAUCCUGAAGAGCAGACUCUUACUCUCCAGUUCCCCGAGACGAUUGAAGCCCAGACAGUCUUCAGCAUCCGUAUCGUGUUUUCCGGAAUACUCGAAGAGAACCUGGCUGGUCUAUAUAGAUCAACGUACACCGAUGAUGAGGGAGUCAAACAUGUCCUGGCAACUACUCAUUUGCAGCCAAACUAUGCACGCCAAGUCUUUCCUUGCUUUGACGAGCCUGCACUGAAGGCAUCCUUUGCUGUCGAAGCCGUUGUGCCAGCCGACCUCGACUGUGUAUCGAAUAUGCCCUCCGAGACGAACGUCAAGUUGCCGUCGGGCAAGCACCUGGUCACCUUCGCUAGGACCCCGAAAAUGUCAACAUAUCUCGUUGCUCUAGUCAUUGGCAAACUGGAGUCAAUCGGCUCACGAGCAAGUUGGGUUCCAAUCAAUCUCUACACCCCGGUUGGACUGAGCUCUCAGGGCAGUUUCGCCUUGGACAUCGCCGUCAAAGGCCUUCAGUUCUUUGAAGAGGCAUUCGGCUGCGAGUAUCCUCUGCCUAAGCUCGAUCUGGUUGCUGUGCCUGACCUAGCCGCUGGCGCGAUGGAGAAUUGGGGCCUGGUCAUCUACAGAACAGCGGAACUGCUCUUGGACCCAGACGAUAGCAGCGUCUCUCGCAAGAAACGCAUCGCAGAAACCACUCUUCACGAAAUAUCCCACUCUUGGUUCGGAAACCUUGUCACCAUGGACUUCUGGGAUGGAUUAUGGCUGAACGAGGGAUUUGCAACCUGGAUGUCUUGGUUUGCUGUCGACAAAUUCUUCCCCCAAUGGCAUGUUUGGCAGGAUUAUGUUGCCGAUACACUUCAAUCGGCCAUGGAGCUCGACGCUCUGCGUACCACACACCCCGUUCAAGUCAAGAUCAAUGACGUUGCCGAUGUCGGGCAGGUCUUCGACCACAUCUCUUACAAAAAGGGGUCGAGCGUGCUUCGGAUGAUCUCCAAAGAGCUGGGCGAAGAGACCUUCUUGGAAGGCGUCCAGCACUACCUUCAGAGACACAGCUUCGCCAAUGCUACAACCGAGGAUUUGUGGGAUGCACUGGAGCAUGCCAGCGGGGCUCAAGUCAGAAGAUCCAUGUCUAUCUGGACCAAGGAGGUGGGGUUUCCUGUGGUGGAAGUCACCGAGCAUGAACGUGACGGCAAGCUUGCUCUCACCCUCAAACAGAGGCGUUAUCUGUCGAAUCAAGACGACGCUGGCGAUGAUCUUCCGUUCUCAUACCCACUUCGUAUCGUUGUUCGAACAACUAGCGGGCUGAGGUCACUGAAUCUUGAAUCUGAGCAAUCGACUUUGACAUUGGACGAUCCAGUGUUUUACAAGCUUAAUGUCGAUCAGAACGGAUUCUACAGAACCGCCUACCCGCUCGACAGACUUCAAAAGUUUGGUGCAGCCUCCAAAGAAGGAUUACUGAGCGUGGAAGAUAGGGUCGGUAUCGUGGCCGAUACCUCUGCUCUCUGCGCAUCCGGGCAUCAAUGCACUACGGGUCUCCUCGACCUGCUUCUUGGCAUGAAAGACGAGCCAGACUAUGUGGUAUGGGUGCAAAUCACGAGAAGUCUGAAGAACGUCAGAUCAGCGUGGAUUUUCCAACCCCCUGAAGUGACUACGGCUUUAAAGACGCUCUCUACAGACAUCCUCCUCCCAAAACUUACCGAGCUGGGAUGGGCCAUUGACAGCGACGACGAUGAAAUUCUGCAACAGUUCAAACCCCUUCUCUUUGAUGCCGCUGGGCUUGCCGGGGAGCCGACCGUCAUCUCCGCCGCCCAGGAAAUGUUCGGCAAGUAUGCCAGUGGUGACAAGGACGCACUUCAUCCGGCGCUGAGAGACUGUACCUAUGGUCUCGUCCUUGCGAAUGGCGGCGACGAGGAAUUUGAUGCUGUUUGGAACCUCUAUGUAAAAGCUACAAGUGAGGAUGAGAAAUGGUAUGCCCUUGGGAACCUGGGGUGUGUCUCGACACCGCAUCUUGUCCAGAGGUUAGUGGAUCGUCUUCUCGCGCCCGAGAUAAAAGAUCAAGACACUCCUGAUCUACUGCGACUCAUUGUGCCUCUGAUUCUCGGAGGAUUCUCGACCGAGGAGCAGCUAGCCGAGGCGGAAGCUUUCUUCAGCCAGCAGGACACGAAAACCUUUAACCAGGUACUCGAACAAGAACUGGAGAAGAUUCGCGCGAGGAUUUCGUGGACCAAACGGGACUCAGCCAAUGUCAGAACUUGGUUAGAGGACCACGGCUACCUUGCGAAUCGAUCCGAUAGCUGA